CGUGCCGCGCAGGGGAAGAGGCGCGCCGCCCGGGCUGGUGGCUGCGUCGCGGCCACGUCUCUCUUUGUUUCCGUGUGUGUCCUCCCGUGGGGAGUGGGGGGAGGCGGCCAAAGAUGAGCUCGAGGCUGCUGAGCACGCAGAGAUUUUUAUUUUUCUGGGACUGUGCUGGGGGAAGCGGGAGAGGGGAGAGGCUCUUUCGCGCCUCGGCCUCUGGGGGACGCGGCCACCUCCGCCCGGCUCCGAGGCGCUGACUCGCCGCCCGCUGCCUUCCUUCCUGGGCCGCCUCUGCUGCUCUGGCAGCCCCGCUCCACGGAGGCAUCCGGAACCCGGAAAGCAGCGAGCCCGAGCCCCGGCCGCCCUCCUCCCUUCCUUUCUCUCCCCACACCCCACUCCCUUCCUUUCCUUUUUUUUUUUUUUCUUUCCUUCCAAACCGUUUUAUGUUUUUCCACCAGAAACCGCAGAGUCCAACACCCUCGGGCCGAAUCCCCCCCCAGGAGCACCCCUGCGUCUUGGGGCACCGAGAGAGCCACGAGGCCAGGCUGGCCGGCUCCUCACCUUGGGAGACGGGGCCGACUUCUCCCGAGGCCGGGGCGGGACGCCUUGGCCCGAGUGCCUGAAGGCCUGCGCUGCCCCGCGAUCGUGCCCCGCUCGCUGGGGACCUGGGUGGGGGCGACAACGCGGAUCGCUCCGGGGUUAUUUAUUUUCCCUUCCACUCCAUCCCUUCCUCCCCCAAACCUCGCCUGCAAGCUGCCUCCAGCCCGCGGGGGUCGACAGCGGCCCUGGAGCCCCCCAGCCCCAAUCCACAGCGCUCGGCUUUCCCAUUCAUUAUUGAUCAUAUUUUAUAAAUCCAACGCCACACAAUUUUUUCCACAUUACCGGGAGCCGUGGGGAGGCGGCGCGGCCAUUGGCGCAGGGGACGUCACGUGGGCCGGGGUCACGUGGGCCGGAGAGGAAAAAGGGGGUCCUUUUUGGUGUAAAUCUGGACUCUAAUUCUGUAAUAUAUCAAGGAAUCUCGUAAAACCGACACUAAAACGUCCCUGCCUACAAAUCAUCCGGCCAAAUUAUGAGUUCAUUGUAUUAUGCGAAUGCUUUAUUUUCUAAAUAUCCGGCCGCAAGUUCGGUUUUCGCCACCAGCGGAGCCUUCCCCGAACAAACUUCUUGCGCGUUCGCCUCCAACCCCGCGCGCCCCGGCUACGGCGCGGGCGCCUCCUUCGCCGCCGCGGUGCCCGGCCUGUACCCCGGCGGCGGGGGCGCGGCGGGCGCGGGCGGCGUCUACGCGGCCGGCUACGGGCUCGAGCCGGGUUCCUUCAACAUGCAUUGCGCGCCCUUUGAGCAGAGCCUCUCCGGGGUGUGUCCCGGCGACUCCGCCAAGGAGCAGAGGGACUCGGACCUGGCGGCCGAGAGUAACUUCCGGAUCUACCCCUGGAUGCGGAGCUCAGGAACCGACCGCAAGCGAGGCCGCCAGACCUACACGCGCUACCAGACGCUGGAGCUGGAGAAGGAAUUUCACUACAACCGCUACCUGACCCGGCGGAGGCGCAUCGAGAUCGCGCACGCGCUCUGCCUGACCGAGAGACAGAUCAAGAUCUGGUUCCAGAACCGGCGCAUGAAGUGGAAAAAGGAAAACAAGGCCUCUGGUCCAGGGAUCCCCGACCAGGCCAAGGCAGAGGCAGAGGAGGAGGAGGAGGAGUAAGGAGCGGAGGAAGAGAGAAGAGAGAGGGAGCCGCCCAGUUCUGGGAGCUGAGCCCGGAAACUCAUGUCAAAUCGAAAAAAAAAAAACAAAAAAAAAACACUAUUUAAAUAAGAGCAGUUUUUGAAAAAAUCAAGGAGAGAGGUGAAAUUUUGGUUUUUCAACACUGUAAAAAAAAAAAAUACUACCUAGAGGAAAGUCUGUCGGGUUUGUUUUUGUACAAUAUGGAAAGAGCGUUAUCUACCUGUUCUGUAGCUUUCUAACUCACCCCGCUUUUCUAUGUUGCUAUUGUAAGGUCUUUGUAAAGUCUCGCUGUUUUGUAAGCCUCCUUUGAUACCGUCUCUGUGGACCGUGGGUCUGGACUCACCGGGGAGCUCCCACAAGCCCUCCCGAGCCUCCACCUUCCCAGCAGCAGCACCCAGAGGGUCUGGGGAACUCCACCGCCCACCGACUGGCCUACUAGCUCCUGUGCCGUGCGCCUGACCGCUGCCCCCUGUGCCCAGCGCCCACCACCCUUCCUUUUUAAAUUCUGUGUGUAUCGGGAUGAUGCAAAAAUAAAACAUGAUUAAAAAUA
Messenger RNA from Chinchilla lanigera (long-tailed chinchilla), 2264 nucleotides. It is a transcript of the gene Hoxb7, whose product is annotated as homeobox B7. The transcript is spliced from 2 exons. Lineage: Eukaryota; Metazoa; Chordata; Mammalia; Rodentia; Chinchillidae. Bases 1064 to 1693 code for a protein of 209 amino acids. Gene Ontology annotation, cellular component: nucleus. The record is from RefSeq and is a predicted model, not a curated record. Gene Ontology annotation, biological process: anterior/posterior pattern specification; regulation of transcription by RNA polymerase II. Gene Ontology annotation, molecular function: RNA polymerase II cis-regulatory region sequence-specific DNA binding; DNA-binding transcription factor activity, RNA polymerase II-specific.